AUCAUCUGUCAAACAAAUUCGAGUUUCGGCUUUCUUUUACGAAUCGUCCAUUCGCAAGUCAGAGUUCUCCGGCCGGUAUCCAACUUUAAUCGAGAAGAAAAUCCUUCCUCAUCCAAUUAUUAACAUGGCCGAUGAAUACUUUUUCGCUUUGACGCUUAAAGGCAAAAAUGUCAACGAAGUUUGGGACCCCGAAGCGAAAGGGGCCGGUGCUGAGGACUACCAGGGGGGGCAUAAGCUAAUGGUGAAACAAAUUCUUUUAGGAGAAGAUGUCCCGGAAGGCGAAGUUAAUGUUGUGCAAGUCGAAGCAAUGACAUGGAAAGACUCAGUUAAAGUUCCAAUAGCUAUAUUGAAAGCGGGUCCAAAUGGAUGCCAGAGUCAAGCUCUAGAUUUGUCUUUCCCAGAUCCUCCUAUAACUUUUACACUAGUUAAAGGAAGUGGCCCUGUUCAUAUUAUGGGACACCAUUUAAUUGGUGGACCCAUCGAGGAGUUUGAUGAACUGGACGAAAUGGAGGAGGAGAUAAUGGACGAUGACGAGGGUGAAGAAGGAGCGGAAGAAGAAGAGGAUGAAGAAGAGCCCAAACCCAAAAAAGCGAAAACAAACAGUGUAAAGGGUAAAUCGCCUGUCAAAAACAAUGUCAAGGCCAAAAAAUAAGAGUUCAUGUUAUGUUCCAUCUAUAUGAUAAGUUUUUUUCUAUAGGUACUUUACUAUUUUGUUUGUAUCGUAUGUCUCCAAACAAGUAGUAUGUAGGUAUUAUAAGCGAUGUCAUGUCUUCACUCAUCAACUGUGUUUUUUUUUUUUUAAUUUGUUUAAUUUUUUUUUUGUCAUGUAAUUUUAAUUCCUCAACAUUUCUAUAUUUAUAAGUACUAGAUGAUAUUGGGAGAGGCGCCCCAAGAUGAUAAUAAUUGUAAGUUGAUAAAACCAUUUUUAAAAAGCUGUUGGAUUGAUUGUGGCGCAUAUUAUAUCUUGCUGCCACUUUUUUGAUUAAAUUUAGCGGGGGAACCACAUCACAUCCGGAUCAAAUUAAAUUUAGUUUAAAAUGGUUAUUGUUUUUUGGGCGGGUUGGCCGUCAUUUUUUUUUUGGGAUUUUCUUCUCGUCAUUUUGCUGAUUGGAGUGCUCAGCAUAUUCAAGAGAUCUGUUCCUAGUGGCUGGUGAACUUCUGAAUCUACACUAACCCAAAUAUCCCCAAAAAACAACAACUAUUUCAAUAAAGGCGAAAGCCUAACUUAAUUGACAAAUUUAAAUAGUUUUAGUUUAAUUUGGGCCCAUUAGCUCUGACUUCACGCUGAGAUAGGUUAUGGUUGUAUCUAAACAAACUUAGGCUGAUUUGAUUAGGGAAUAAAAAUCGAUUCUAUAAUCUCACUUUUUUUUAUUGACACCACUUACAUAAAAAUCCUGAAUACUUGAAUAAUAUACUGUGGACUGGGAUUUUCCGAACUUUCCUGGAGGAAAAUUUGCCAAAUACCAGUCCACAGUAUAUAAGUCUUCUCUGGAAGAAGUACUGCUUGAAUGUUGGGCAGUACACCAUCCUAUACUUUAAAUUUAAUAACAGCAAAAUUUACUUUCAUUUUCUCGUCAAAUUAGUUUUUUGGCAUUUAAAAAAAAAGGUAUUUUUGUGUAAACAAUGUUACAGUGUUAGAAAUAAAUAUAAAUUGAGACGGAUUCAAAGUUUGUUUAGAUACAGGCAGUGAAUUUAUGACGUCACACAAAUGAAGCGCUAUUAAGUGGGGCCGCCGCCUCUCUGGCUGUAAAAUUACAAAAAGAGAUC
Molecule: messenger RNA, 1767 nt
Organism: Ceutorhynchus assimilis (cabbage seed weevil)
Lineage: Eukaryota; Metazoa; Arthropoda; Insecta; Coleoptera; Curculionidae
Source: the annotation of a GenBank genome assembly